ACCUCCCUACCGUACAGGCGGCUCCGCGCUCCGCCCUCAGUCCAGGACGUCGAGCGGAGCCAGAAGCUCCUGGGCUCCACCAAGAAGAUCAAUGUCAACUUUCAGGACCCAGAUGGCUUCUCUGCCCUGCACCAUGCGGCCCUGAAUGGCAACACGGAAUUGAUCACCCUGCUGCUGGAAGCCCAGGCUGCUGUGGACAUCAAGGACAACAAAGGCAUGCGGCCACUGCACUACGCGGCCUGGCAGGGCCGGAAGGAGCCCAUGAAGCUGGUGCUAAAGGCAGGCUCGGCGGUGAACAUCCCAUCAGACGAGGGCCACAUCCCCCUUCACCUAGCGGCCCAGCACGGUCACUAUGAUGUGUCCGAGAUGCUGCUGCAGCACCAGUCCAACCCAUGCAUGGUGGACAACUCGGGGAAGACACCUCUGGACUUGGCCUGUGAGUUCGGCCGCGUUGGGGUGGUCCAGCUGCUCCUGAGCAGCAACAUGUGUACAGCCUUGCUGGAGCCCCGGCCGGGGGACACCACUGACCCCAAUGGCACCAGCCCCUUGCACCUGGCAGCCAAGAAUGGCCACAUUGACAUCAUCAGACUUCUCCUCCAAGCUGGCAUUGACAUUAACCGCCAGACCAAGUCUGGCACGGCCCUGCACGAGGCUGCACUGUGCGGGAAGACAGAAGUGGUUCGGCUGCUGCUGGAUAGUGGCAUCAAUGCCCAUGUGAGGAACACAUACAGCCAGACAGCCCUGGACAUCGUACACCAGUUCACCACGUCCCAGGCCAGCAAGGAGAUCAAACAGCUGCUGCGAGAGGCCUCGGCGGCUCUGCAGGUCCGGGCAACCCAAGAUUAUUGCAACAAUUAUGAUCUGACCAGCCUCAACGUGAAAGCUGGGGAUAUCAUCACAGUCCUUGAGCAGCAUCCAGAUGGUCGGUGGAAGGGCUGUAUCCAUGACAACCGGACAGGCAAUGACCGGGUGGGCUACUUCCCAUCCUCCCUGGGCGAGGCCAUUGUCAAGCGAGCAGGUUCCCGAGCAGGUGCUGAACCAAGCCCACCCCAGGGAGGCAGCUUGUCAGGACCCUCUGCACCCCCUGAAGAGAUCUGGGUGCUGAGGAAGCCUUUUGCAGGUGGAGACCGCAGUGGCAGCUUGAGCAGUGUGGCUGUUGGCAGGAGCAGUGGUGCCCACACCCUGCACGCAGGCUCCGAAGGGGUCAAGCUCUUGGCAACAGUGCUCUCCCAGAAAUCCAUUUCCGAAUCCAGCCCUGGGGACAGCCCUGUCAAGCCUCUGGAGGGCUCUGCAGGUGCAGCCCGGUCCCAGCCUCCAGUGGCCCAUGCUGGGCAGGUCUAUGCGGAACUGCCAUCCAAGAAGCUAGAGCCAGCAUCGGAGGGCAAGAGUGCUGAGGCUGUUAGCCAGUGGCUCGCCACAUUCCAGCUGCAGCUGUAUGCCCCCAACUUCCUCAGUGCCGGCUAUGACCUGCCCACCAUCAGCCGCAUGACCCCUGAGGACCUCACUGCCAUCGGGGUCACUAAGCCAGGCCACCGGAAGAAGAUCACAGCAGAGAUCAGCAGCCUCAGCAUCCCCGACUGGCUGCCUGAGCACAAACCUGCUAACCUGGCCGUGUGGCUGUCUAUGAUCGGCCUGGCCCAGUACUACAAGGUGCUGGUGGACAAUGGCUAUGAGAACAUCGACUUUAUCACUGACAUCACCUGGGAGGACCUGCAGGAGAUUGGAAUCACCAAGCUGGGACACCAGAAGAAGCUGAUGCUGGCAGUGAGGAAACUGGCAGAGUUGCAGAAGGCAGAGUACGCCAAGUAUGAAGGGGGACCUCUGCGCCAGAAGGCACCGCAGUCCCUUGAAGUGAUGGCCAUUGAGUCACCGCCCCCACCUGAACCUGCCCCAGCUGAUUGCCAGUCUCCGAAGAUGACCACUUUCCAGGACAGCGAGCUCAGUGGUGAGCUGCAGGCUGCCAUGACUGGCCCUGCAGAGGGGGCUGCCACCCCUGCUGCCGAGAAGCCUUCCAACCACCUGCCACCCACCCCAAGGGCCUCUAUGCGUCAGGAGCCCAGCCUGGGUGGGAGGGCACGACACAUAAGCAGCUCUCAAGAGUUGCUGGGUGAUGGGUUCCCUGGGCCUGGCAGCCCUAUGUCACGAAGCCAGGAGUACCUACUGGAUGAGGGUCCAGCCCCUGGUACUCCACCCAAGGAGGCUCGGCCCAGCCGCCAUGGCCAUAGCAUCAAGCGGGCCAGUGUGCCCCCAGUGCCUGGCAAGCCACGGCAGGUCCUUCCACCAGGUGCCAGCCCCUUCACACCCCCCCAGACUCCCACUAAAGCUCGGCCAGGUUCCCCCCAGGCCCUGGGGGGGCCUCAUGGUCCAGCCCCAGCCACAGCCAAGGUGAAGCCCACUCCACAGCUGCUGCCACCAAUGGAGCGACCCAUGUCGCCCCGCUCACUGCCUCAGUCACCCACACACCGAGGCUUUGCCUAUGUGCUGCCGCAGCCCGUGGAGAGUGAGGCAGGGCCAGCUCCUCCUGGGCCUGCAUCCACUCCUGCACCUGCACCUGCACCUGCACCUGCACCUGCACCUGUGCCCAUGCUGUGUCUGCCUCCUGAGGCCGAUGUGGAGCCAGGGCGGCCCAAGAAGCGCGCCCACAGCCUGAAUCGCUAUGCAGCGUCUGACAGCGAGCCAGAGCGGGAUGAGCUGCUGGUGCCAGCUGCUGCGGGGCCCUAUGCCACAGUCCAGCGGCGUGUAGGUCGCAGCCACUCAGUGCGAGCACCUGCUGGUGCUGACAAGAACGUCAACCGCAGCCAGUCCUUUGCUGUGCGUCCCCGAAAAAAGGGGCCCCCACCACCUCCGCCUAAGCGCUCUAGCUCAGCAAUGGCCAGCGCCAACAUGGCUGAUGAGUCAGCACCUGAUGCUGAGACCAAGGGAGCUGGGACUGAGGAUGGCCAGCUAGGGGUCCGGGCACAGCGCCGGCGGGCUAGUGACCUAGCUGGCAGUGUGGACACAGGCAGUGCUGGUAGUGUGAAGAGCAUCGCAGCCAUGCUCGAGCUGUCAUCCAUUGGGGGUGGGGGCCGGGUGGCCCGUAGGCCCCCUGAGGGCCACCCCACACCUCGCUCUGACAGCCCAGAGCCAGGCCGGGUGGCAACAGUGUUGGCUUCUGUAAAGCACAAGGAGGCUAUUGGGCCUGAUGGAGAGGUGGUGAACCGGCGCCGCACGCUCAGUGGGCCUGUUACAGGACUUCUGGCCACUGCCCGCCGGGGGCCUGGGGAACCUGCGGGGCCUGUAGAUCAUGGCCACUUUGUGGAGGAUGGCACUGCCCGGCAGCGGCCUAGAGGUCCAGCCAAGGGAGAGGCAAGUGGGGAAGGCCCUCCCUUGGCCCGGGUGGAGGCCAGUUCCACGCUGAAGAGGCGCAUUCGAGCCAAGCAGAGCCAGCAGGAGAAUGUCAAGUUCAUCUUGACUGAGUCCGACACGGUCAAACGCAGGCCCAAGACCAAGGAGCGGGAGGCAGGUCUGGAGCCACCUCCAUCACUGUCAGUGUACCAGAAUGGCACUGGCACUGUGCGCCGCAGACUGGGCUCUGAGCAAGCUGGACCCCUGGAGCUGCCCCCACCACCCCCACCUGCCGAGUCCCCACCCUCUGACCGGAUGCACUUGCCCGCGCUACCCCCACCAGACAGUGAUGCCCGGAAGCCAGCCAAGCCACCUGUCUCUCCUAAGCCAGUCCUGGCUCAGCCGGUGCCCAGGAUCCAGGGGUCACCCACGCCUGCCUCCAAGAAGGUGCCCCUGCCAGGUCCUGGCAGCCCAGAGGUGAAAUGUGCCCAUGCCGCCGCCUCUGGGCCCCCUGCCACGUCCGAGGGCGCCUUGCUUGGGGACAGCGCCCGGCAGAAGCUGGAGGAGACCAGCGCAUGCCUGGCGGCCGCGCUGCAAGCCGUAGAAGAAAAGAUCCGGCAGGAGGACGCCCAGGGCCUGCGCCCCUCCGCCACAGAGAAGAGCACGGGCAGCAUCCUGGACGACAUCGGCAGCAUGUUUGAUGACCUUGCAGACCAACUGGACGCCAUGCUGGAGUGAUGCAGCCCACGUUGGGCCCACUCAUUCUACCUGGGCUCCGGCUGCACACUGACCUUUACCUCAGGAUGGGCAUCUCUGGGCACGGCGCAAAUGGGCAGGGUGCAGGGGACAGCCUGCCAGGGCCACGAGGCGGGGGUGGAUCGUGCUGCCCAGUCCCUGCACAAGCACAACUCCUGCCCCCUGGGCCCAGGCAGGAUGCCCAGCUUGGAAGACUGCCUGCCCUAGGGACCCAAGGGCUCUGGACAGAUGCUGCUGCCCUGUGGGUGCCCGUCCCUGUCUGCUGCUCCCUGUGCAAUAACUGCUGGGCCACCUGCCCACUCACCACCAGGCUCUGCCCACUGUGUAGAGGAGGGGCAGCCCCUGGCACCCCUGCCCUGAGUCCAUGCUGGGCCCACCCUGGGAGGUAGUGGGAGGGGGGGCAGCCAUGCUAGCCCCCUCCCCAAUCAGUGGCAGAGCACAGGCCUAUGCCCAGCACAGAACUGCCCAUUGGGGACCUCUGCCAGCUGCUCUGGCACAGCACAAGGGGUUGGGGUCAGGACCCCUGCCCCACUCUACCCCACAGAAUAUAAGCUAUUGAGAGUAUUAAUUUAUUGGGAAUGAGCUGAGGCAGAUUUCCCUACAGAAACAAAAAGGUAUAACUUUAACGAAUAUAUAUUUAAAGAAAGAAAAAAUAUUAUUGAUUCUAUAGAAAACCAUUUACCAACUGCAAGGACACUGGAGUCUAGCUCGAGACAAAAGCUGUUAGAGGCCCCGGCCACUGUCAGUCCUUCCUUCCCUUUAUCCAGGAGUGGCCAGACCCCUGGUCCAGUAGCACAAACAGUAGGCUGGGGUCUAGGGAAGGGUCUCUGCUCCACCAGGGCCUCCCUCUGCUCUCUCUCCUAACUUCUCUGUGUCUGAAGAACUCGAAGGAUGUGCCUUGCUGCUGGGCUGUGUCCUCCACGCCGUGGAGACGGUGGGGAGGGCUCCCUCCUUUCUGGGGGGUGCUGCUGUAAAGGUCUGCCUGGGUUUCCGGGGAGCUGUGUGCACAGCAUGAAGUGGUGGGUCAGCCAGAUGACAGCAGUCGGUGCAGGGAGUGCAUGCCAGGCUGCGUGUGGCGCGUGUGAAAGUGUGCCUGACUCUCCCUCCCCAGGCCCCAAGUAGGCAGCCAGCCCACCCCCAUCUGAAUUCCCACGGAUGCUUCUGCUCAUGGUCCAAGGCUGUGUCGUGUGGUUGUUCUCGCCCUCUCUCUUUCUCUCCUCACCCCCAAUCCCUCCAAAAAGUACUGACCGGCCUCCUCUAUUGUGUUUGCUGAUCCACAUGUGUUGGACAUAACUUUGACAUUUCUUUUAAAAAAACAAUUAAAAAUGCCAAAAACCA
This is a messenger RNA of Miniopterus natalensis, 5418 nucleotides long. The record is from RefSeq and is a predicted model, not a curated record. Lineage: Eukaryota; Metazoa; Chordata; Mammalia; Chiroptera; Miniopteridae.